Messenger RNA from Fimicolochytrium jonesii, 3243 nucleotides. RefSeq lists its product as uncharacterized. The coding region runs from base 406 to 3159 and encodes 917 amino acids. NCBI's taxonomy places the organism in Eukaryota, Fungi, Chytridiomycota, Chytridiomycetes, Spizellomycetales, Powellomycetaceae. Gene Ontology annotation, biological process: transcription by RNA polymerase I. The record is from RefSeq and is a predicted model, not a curated record. Gene Ontology annotation, cellular component: RNA polymerase I transcription regulator complex. The transcript has a single exon.
ACAGUGAAGCCCGUCGGGGGUUUCUCUCUUACAUAUAUACUCUCUGUUGUACUAUCAUACUCUUCUCAAUCAAAACUGUACUUUCGAACUAUACUACUCCUGGCUUGAUAUUGCUUUACUUGUGCUCGUUUUGAAACAUACGAAGUUUCCUCAGACCGGUCUAGUUGGUCUCAUCGGCUGCGGGAUGUAGGCGAUGUCGGGGAUUAUCGAGCCACGCGUCUCCACGCGUUGUCCACCGUGAAAGUGCAUUCAAGGUCGCUGUCUAGGGAGCUACUGGCAUCGUCGGCGUAGGCCACGCACGGACGGACCAAAGAGCCCUAGCGAGCUAGCGAGAGUCAUUGUGGUCCGGAGCGAGAACUUGAGCACUCGGCCUGGCCUUCUUCACUUCCGCCCGGUAUAAGUGCAAUGAGCGGAAAACAGCAGUCGUACAGACCAUAUCCGUCCGACUCUCUCGCAUUUCAGGCGGUGCACGACCGCCGCGGCGUGCGGCCAACGACCGGCAACCAUCUGCGUACUAUUAUAAGGUCAUGUCUACUGCGGCUGGACGGGGAGGUCCAGAUGCGUCAUAUCAACAGUAACAGCAACAGGACGAACUAUGCACACCACCGUCUGGCGAUUGCAGCGACACAAACCUUACUGCAACAAUUGCCGCUGCGCGGUCCUGCUGUGGCAGGGGAGAUUAUGUGGAGGGUGGGUGUCGAGCUGUUGCGUGGGUUUGUGCCAUACCGUGCUCGGAUGGAAGAGGACGACGAUGCGGGGCAUAACGGGGUUGUAUUGAGAACAAGGGGAUGGCAAUGUGAGAAGGGCGAUGGAGUUAAACCCUCAGAGGCAACGGCUGGAGAUAAAGUUAGUACGGAAGAGAACGAUGAAACCGAUCAAGAAAACAAUCAAAACGAGGAAGAGGACGAGGAAGCCCGGGUGGAAUCCUUAGCAGGCGCACGACGGCUCCUCCGUUUUGUAGCGCAGAUGAGCGGGAUGGAAGGCAACGUUAGCCCAGAACAUCUUCUCGAACUGACAUUUUACUACAUGCGGUUCGGCAUGUUUGAGGAAGGUUACAACCGCCUCGAAGGUUACCUGUCGACCUACCCUUAUAAUGAGCAUGCUGCACUGGUCGGUUACGCUGGCGUUCUAAGCUUUGUGUUGUGGCGGAGAGAGGCUGCUCGGCUGAGCAAGGAUGCACAGCGCGAUGGUAGUGGAGUUGAUGGUGGCGACGAUGACCAAGCCCUCCCAUGGAGCCAGAGCUACCAAUCUCAGGGCAGUGUAUGGUCAUCGCAAGCGUCGUUUACGGCAACAUCGUCAGCACUCAACCUGGACAUGGCAUCGGAAGGGAAUCUAGCAUCACGGCACUACUCAAAUGCACUCCGACAUCUCGCGGUAUCCUUCACGCUCGACGACCGCAACGAGCUGUUCCUCUUUUACCACCUCAAGUUGCUGCUGGCUGCAGGUGAUGAUGAUAUCGCGAAAGACAAGCUAUUACAGUUUAUCGAAGCUACUCCGCAAAACCUUUGUGGGUACAGGUAUCUGCUGCAUCUCAUGCGCACCCGCAUGGCCGCAACUACGAAGGUGGAGGAGUGGUUGCCCGUUGCGCAAAAGGUGCUCAUGCUGGAUCCUGUAUGUGAAGAAGGUUUUGCGUUGCUUCCCCUGUUGGAGGAGUUGGAAGGUAGAUGGCGCGCUGUAGGGUCUAGUUCUGCGCCCCCUUUUGCGCCUGCUCCUGCGGUAGUUGGUAGUAGAAUUGAGAAGGCCUCGACAGACGAAUCCCCACUGCCAGCGCCCUCGCUCAGUACUCAGACACAGAUCUCCCUCGACAUCAUCGCUUUUAUCGGCGAGCGCCUGGACCACACCACCGCUGUGUCGGCUCACGUUUGGACCCGCUUCGCAACCCACCUGCAUCAUCUUCAUUCUCAUAACGUUACACUCGAAAUGUCUUCGGAAAGCGAACAUUGGGCCAGACGCAAGCACUGGUGGCCCGCAUUUCAUUUCUCUGAACGUGCGCCUCCAUCACCUUCACAACAAGCACCACCAGAAGUGUCACAACAAUCGCUAUCAAAAUCAUCCUCAACAUCACUGGCAUUGUCCUCAUCUACGUUUACUUCGUCGACGUCCUCUGCAUCUGAAUCAUCUCCCUCGCCACCAUCAUCGCCGUCCCAGAAACCUUCCCAAGCUCCCCCAGCACCGUCAUCAGCACCAAACACCCUCUCACCGGCUCUAGAAGAGCUCAUAAUAGCCAAAGCAACCUGCGCAGCCAUUCUCUUUCCAGCGCAGUAUCGUUGCACCGCGUGGAUGCGCCGUUUUGGGCUGCGGCAACGCGAGCAAUUGAGUGACGACAUACGAGCGUGGGUUGAGAGCGUGGGGCUCAAGGUUGAGGCCUUGUUUGACGAGGAGGAGGAGGGAUACCAUCAAAGGGGCGGAGUGGAGGUGGAGGCAAAUGUGGACAACGGUUCCGAUCAAACCGAUCAACGUGGGAGCAGGGAUACCUUUACGGCAGCAGAUUUGGACGAUGUACUCAGGAUGCUUGAGGAGGCACCUGAGGAUGUGGAUGCGGGCGGUUUGACAGCGACUGUAAAUGCGGACGCGGAACCGAUAUUGGCUGUAGCCCAAAAUACUGCUGAGUCCCAGCCCGACAAGGGUACCCAGGGUGAAGUGGUUGAGAGCAUAGGUCGUUUGCAAACUCCGCUCGAGGCUCCGCUGCAGCCGGAUCAGACACAGCAACCGGAGCAGGACCACGCAAGUGAAGACACAACACACGUAGAGGAGGACAUGCUCUAUACGACCAGAGCCUCACCUGUCGGACGGCCCGGCAAACGCAAGCGCUCGAUUGGCGACACCGAUUCGCGCAAUGAUCACCCCGACACCGGCGCAGCGCAGACAGCCAACCUAUCCGCCACCGACGGCCCAUCCUCAGCCUUGUCGCAUGCACCGCAAGUGAAAACACCGACGCGGACCCCGCCCAAGAAGCGAGCGAGGAUCGAUGAUGUGAACAUGCCCGCACAUUCCGUCGCGAUGACUGUGACCACUGCCAAAGUCAUAUCUGUACCCACACCCACUGUGCUAGCGACUCGUCAACCACACACCCCUACCCUUCGGCAGCUACCCAGCUCCCAUGUCGCCGCCGUCACGACAGACACUGGAUCCACACCAUCACCUUACCAACGGCAGUGACAAGCAGCGUUACGCCAACCAAGACCCGCGUAGCCGCAAUGCAAUUGAGGAGUACGGCACAGGCAGGACCUUCCACACCGGCUG